Messenger RNA from Triplophysa rosa, 5963 nucleotides. RefSeq names its product follistatin-like 4 (gene fstl4). Gene Ontology annotation, biological process: cell differentiation; regulation of BMP signaling pathway; multicellular organism development. Gene Ontology annotation, molecular function: calcium ion binding; protein binding. The record is from RefSeq and is a predicted model, not a curated record. NCBI's taxonomy places the organism in Eukaryota, Metazoa, Chordata, Actinopteri, Cypriniformes, Nemacheilidae. The transcript is spliced from 16 exons. Bases 209 to 2686 code for a protein of 825 amino acids.
GAUUGUGUGAGCAGGCUAUGUGUGAGAGAGGAGAGAGCGCAGCAGAAAUAGGGUGAGCUGGAAUAACGCGGGUCACUGUCAGUUGAAGUAUGGAGUGAGAUGUGAUCGUGUGGACUGUGAGGGUCUGUGAGGAGUCUCUGGAACACAUACACAGAACAUUUAGCGCAUCGUUUCUGUCUCUCUGGAGGAACACGACAGGUCAGUACUGAUGGGCUGGUUGGGCGUUUGGGUUUUGUCCAGCCUGCUUGGAUCUUCUCUGUUGCUGGCUCAUGGAGUCAGUGCUGGUUCUGAAAGAAAGGAGCGUCCAGAUGGCCUUGAGGAGAUGCCGUAUGGAGGAGCUGCAAAUAAAGACAACCAAAAUGAGGGGCCGUGCCGGAGGACGUACUGCGGUCGAGGGCGGGAGUGUGUGGUCAGGGAUGUAACGGGCCGUGCCGAGUGUGUUUGCCAGGAAAGAUGCCACAGCUCAUUUGUGCCCGUCUGCGGUUCUGAUGGACACUUUUAUGACAACCACUGCGAGCUGUACCGCACCGCUUGCCUGCAGCGCCGCAGGAUUUAUGUGCUCCACAGUAAAGACUGCUUCUUCAAAGGCGACACGUGCACCAUGGCGGAGUAUAACCAGCUGAAGAGCAUGCUGCUGGAUAUGCAGCACAGGAGCCGGACGGACGGCAAACAAACCGUAGAAAACCCAAUGGACCAAAGGAGAGCUACGGUGGACACCUUGUUCGAGUAUUUAGAUCUAAACCAGGAUGGACGUCUGAGCGGUGGAGAGCUGGCAGAGAUCUCCAUAAAGGAGCAUUUGGAAGACAUCUUAGUGCAGUGCACCAUGCAAGACCUCCUGCGUUACGACGAUUACAACAACGACGGUCACCUGACUCUUCAAGAGCUCUACACAGCUUUCCAGGUCAUCCAGCUCAGUCUAGCAGAAGACAAGCGUGUGAGCGUCACCACCGUGACUGUUGGUCUGAGCGCAGUGCUGUCCUGUGCCAUUCAGGGUACACUGAGACCCCCCAUCAUCUGGAGGAGAAACGGCAUCAUCCUCAACUUCCUCGACCUGGAGGAUAUAAAUGACUUUGGUGAAGAAGGCUCCCUCUACAUUACGAAGGUGACUACGAUUCACAUGGGCAACUACAGCUGUCAUGCGUAUGAAUACGAAGAGCUGUCCCAAACCCACGUGCUCCAGGUGAAUGUUCCUCCGGUAAUCCUAGUCUAUCCAGAGACUCAGGCCCAGGAACCUGGCGUGGCCGCCAGCCUGCACUGCCAUGCUGAAGGUGUUCCAAACCCUAAACUCACAUGGCUGAAGAACGGCCUGGACCUCCAGCCACAUGGAUCGAAACAGCUUUCUCUGCUCGUGAAUGGCAGUGAGUUGCACAUCGGUAGCGUGCGGUAUGAAGACACCGGAGCUUACACCUGCAUCGCAAGAAAUGAAGUUGGCGUAGAUGAAGACAUCUCGUCUUUAUUUGUGGAAGACUCGGCUCGCAAGACACUGGCCAACAUUCUCUGGCGAGAGGAAGGGCUCAGUGUGGGGAACAUGUUCUACGUGUUCUCCAAUGAAGGCAUCACCAUACUGCAGCCUGGAAACUGUGAGAUUCGCAGACACAUCAAGCGCUCAGAGAGGAUUCUGGGUAGUCAUGAGGAGCUGUGUCCCACAAGCACAAGUGAUUCUCAACAGGAGUGUGUUUGGGCAUCAGCGGUCAUUGUUAGAGACAAAUAUGUGUAUGUGUCCCAACCGCUUCACAACAGACUGCUAAUCGUUGACACACAGACACAGAAAGUCAUACAGGCUGUGGAAACAGAGCCCGUGCCUGUCAAACUCUUCUAUGAUAAAUCUCAUGAUCAGCUGUGGGUCUUAAGCUGGGGAGAUCUGCUGAAAUCAACUUCCACUUUACAGGUGAUCUCUUCUGCAAGCUUGGGAGAUCAGCAUCGAGUCAUCCGUACUCCGUUUGAAAGAGUGGAAGACUUCUACAUCCCACCCACCAACCUCAUAAUCACUCACGUGAGGUUUGGCUUUGUCUACUUGAAAUCAGAGGCAGCGGUGCAUAAAAUCGACCUUGAGACCUUCAAUCUAGUCAAGACCAUUAGUCUUCAGAACUACAGCUGUGUCCCGGCCAGCAUGGCCUACACUCAUCUGAGCGGUUACUAUUUCAUCGAGUGCCAAGGCCCGAACCUGCAGCUUCUCGUCGACAGCGUAACUGAUGCGAUCAUCGGACCCAAUCCCACCAUCACCGGCCAACCGUUCGUAUCUCCGGACGGCCGCUUCGUCGUCUCCGCGGAUAAGCGACGUGGGAAGCUUCAAGUUCAGAUUGUCUCCUUCCAAGGUGAACUUCAACUCAGUCACGAACUGGACGUCUCCGUUGCAAUCUCACACUUGGAGUUUCAACCGUCCUUCACAGAAUUCAACCAGUAUGUGGUCGUGACCUCCUCGGCCAAGGGCUCAGAAGUGGUUUUCUCGGACCUGUCGACAGGAAAAAGUCAAGUUCUCAAGAACAUUAAAGAGCCAAUUCCAUCCCCUAGCUGGAUUUGGGGAGACACCAAUAGGCUUGUGGUCUCCAGUGGGGUGUUUGGACGGUACUUGGUCACGUCGUCGGCCGAAUCCCUGUUUGUUCUGGACGGCAAACAAAGUCGUUCUCACUGUGAGGUGUCAGACAUCAAGACAGGGAACACAGUGGUUUGGGUGGGUGAGGUAUGAGUCGGGCACCGCUGGGCGGUCCUGCGAGGGAUUGCGCCGGCCACCGAGCCGAAACCUUUAAGGGAUGAGAAUGGACUCAACACUAGUAGUGAGUAAAGUUAACACACAUGCGGGUUUCUAGAUGAGUAAACACACACAUGCACAUACAUGCAACGAUACAAAAACAACAAGGAAAGCUUCAGUGCAACAGUGAGCUAAAUAAACAAAUGACAGAUGUAGCUGUUUGGCACUUUCCUGUUAGCAGAAAUAGAUUUAGUACGCAACAGAAAGGCUAGGUGAGGACCGAACUAUGCACAAUGCUUUUUCGAUAUCUUCUUUUCUUAAUGUGAUCACUUUGUGCUGCAAGAAAUGUGUCCAUUAAUGUCACAUGAUCAAUGUUUUCUGUAAAUAAUUGUGUUGUUCGCUUCAUCCGUGUGUUUUCUGACCACGCAUUUCAACGGCUGUACACAUCUGUCAAAGAGAGAAGCCUAUUUUACAGGGAUUCCUACGACACGUUGUAAUAAAAAUAUGACCAUAACAUUUGUGUUUCUUUCUUCAUACACAGUACACUGUGUUCCUUGUGUCUCUGGGUCAGUGUCUGCGUUUACUCAGCUUUACAAAUCGGACAUUCAUAUUAUUAUGAAAAAGUCUCCAGCGUUGCAAUAAAACCUGAAAUUUCUAGCAUUCAAGAGACAGUCAACGAACCCCCUGAGAAAAAAUGACUUCAACUAAAUUAUUUUGUUGGGAAAACAGAACAUGCAGAAACACAGAAAGGUGUGUGUGUUGGUUUAGGGGUAGAAAAUAACAUCAGCUCAGUCAACAAGUUGAAGAAAAGUCCCUGUCAUGUUUGUGUGGAUGUGUGCGUGCGUGUGUGUAUAUGCACAAAAUCUUUCUGUCCGUACACAAAUCUACAACUCUUCAGAGCAACAUUUGCUUUCGUCACAAUAUUUCUACACUUCUAGUCACAUCAGAACAGGAGGAAACCAUGAUAGUAGAUGUAGAUUAAGAAGUAGAAGUAAUUACACUGUGCUGACUUUUUUGUGAUUUUUGAAUAAGACAACAUUAAGAAUGUAAAGGUGUUGCAAAUAUUAAAUUUGACCAAUAAGAAAUCUCCCUUUUCGAAACAAAAUGACAUCACUGGCGUGCUGUUCGGGGGUGCGUUUCCCAAACGUCAACUCGCUGCUUAACCACCAUAAUAAAAUGCAUUGUGGGAGAAACCAGCUAGUCACAUCUAGUCUAAACAUCUCUUUUUAUUUUUUUUUAUUAUCUCUUAUGAUACUCCGGAAUUUCUGCGGUGUAGAGAACGUUUUUUUAAAAAAGAGCUUUUCAUUUUUUAACAAAACUAAAAAACGUAGAAUAGAAUUUGUUGAAUGAUGGAAACAGAAUGCACUGCAUGUUGCUUGUUUGUUUUCUUGUUUUUGUUUUUUGGCUGAAGAGCAUGAUGUGUGUAAGUCUAACCACACCUCGAGAGCUGUAGCGAAUCACUAGACUUACUAGCGAUGCUGUGUUGAAUCUUUGAAUCAUGCUGUCAGCGACUGAACGCUAACAAUGCUUUCGGGAAAUGCACCCCAGGACAGUUGGAUUAUCAUCAUCACCUCUGAUGGCCAGACCUAAAUAAACAUAGGGACACAGAUACAUUUAGAGUUCUGACUUCAUACACUUACAACUAAUGAAAUCUGGUUAGGCAACAAUCAUUAAAUGAACGUGGUUCAAAUGUAUUUCACUUUUAGUUGUGUAACCAGAGUUACAUAUAUUACAAUCAUUUUAAUGUUCUUGUAAGAACAUAUACAGUAAGAACCAUGUGAAUAUUGUGUGCUCUGUAUUGUAAAAAACUGUCUUGAAAAGACUAGAAACGAUUCACUUGAUUUCUGGUUGAAAUCAAACAAUAAUGCAUUCAAUAUUUCGCUUGUUUUCAACAAUGCCGAUUUCUCUCAAGCUAGAAAAAGCCAGUUGCAGACUUGUAUUACUGUAAAACAUCAUUUAUUCUUUUACAGAUAUUACAAUUUUAUAUGCACACGUGUUUGGUAUUUUGUAAUGGUUCUUUGAACACUAAAAUGCCAGCCUGAUGUUUGAAAUGAACGACUAUUGAGUCACAUCCAUUAGUCUUUAUUGCUGUUUCGCAUCCUCACACUUUCAACCUUUUCUUGUCCUGGUGUACCUUUGGAUUUCCAUGUGUGUGUGGUGCUGUUAUAAACCUUUUUAACACACGUCAGUUUCUGUGUGUCUCACUCAACAUCACUUUCACUCAGAACUACUACAAAACUUAAACCUUUUGAGGCACAUAGUGAAGUUUUGUGCGUUUGCAGUUUUGCCCAAUAAAUAGGUGGAGAACCAAAGCAUUUAUUUGAUCUUUUUUGUUGGUUUAUAUUUUUAGUCAGCAGACAAGUAAUUGGCAAAUGAACAAAAUAUACGUCUACUUAUUACAGGGUAGGUGAAUAAAUUGAUUGAAUAUUUAUCUUUAAAUGAAAAGUUACCUGUAACAUCUGUCCUGUUUUUUUAAUGUCACAAAACAUGCGUGGCUGGCUGUAGCAUACGAUGUCAAAAAAGAAUCUGACAUAUUCACACAUACCUGUAUGUCGGCUUUUAUUGCAAAAUUCUGUUGUGAGUGUGUGUGUUUAGGUUUAUAUCACGCAUAGUAAAUAGCGAAUUGUGGAUUAAUAGUAAAUUACACUAACAUUUUUCUCAACCUUUCAUUAAUGACAAAAUGCCAAGGACCUUGAGGACAAAUUACUUAUUUAUAGUGAUUUUGUUUUCAAUAAACCUUUAAAAAUGUCUUAGGUGUCUUUGUGCUGGUUAUCUCUAUGCAACACAUUUUUCAUUGUCUCGGCAAUAAUUGUUGAAAUGUUGAUGUUUUGCUUGUAACGACAGUAAUCACUCUUCUGGUUUGUUUGUUUGUUAGUUUUGUAUGAUUUAGUAUACUGGUUUAUUGUCCUUACAGUGUAACUGACCACGUCAGUUCUUGUCUAGUUUUUAGCUUGUUUUGUGGUCGAGGAAGUUCAUUUUUUUCCUGGUGUCUGUUUUAUUAACUUGCUUUUGUUUUAUUACAUAAAAAAUUGUAAAAUUUUGCACUUUUUGAAAAGACAAUGACUUAAUUUAAAAACAUAAUGGAAUGUAAAAAAGAUGGAAAUGUCAUGAUUUCAUGUAAAUAAAUAUCUGUAUCAUGUAACAAGUAUUGAAAAGAAAUUCCUGAAGUCAAAGUCAUGCCACAAUGAUUUAUUAGCAUUGGCUGUAAAUAUUUAUUUAUUGUAUAAUGUAAUAUAGUGUUGCCUGGAAUAUAUAUUUCUUCCAGUUUUACAAU